Molecule: messenger RNA, 276 nt
Organism: Penicillium pulvis
Lineage: Eukaryota; Fungi; Ascomycota; Eurotiomycetes; Eurotiales; Aspergillaceae
Exons: 2
Coding region: 1-276 (91 amino acids)
Source: RefSeq, a predicted model, not a curated record
AUGUCUUUGAGCGCCUCCGCUGUCAUCCUCAUCAUCCUACUCGGCUGUCUCGCAGCCACCGCUUUGGGCGCUGGCCUCUUCAUGCGCUACCAUCCCGACGGUGAAACCAAUUACAGUCCCAAUCACGAGCAAAGCAAAUAUUUGCGGCAAGUCCGUGAGCAAAACUAUAAGCAUUUACGACAGGAAUCUACGAGCGGUCGUAUCGACCUCGAAUCACAGGUGGACAUUGUCCCAAUUGUGGAUUUGAAAGACGAAGCUGAAAGACUUGAUGCUUAA